Microthlaspi erraticum is the source of this 303-nucleotide messenger RNA. The record is from the annotation of a GenBank genome assembly. Lineage: Eukaryota; Viridiplantae; Streptophyta; Magnoliopsida; Brassicales; Brassicaceae.
AUGAUGCCAAGGAUGUUUGCUAAGUAUUUUGGCUUUGGCAGAGGGAGUCGCGCUCGCGGUAUCUCCACCAUAUCCAGGCCGUCAUCAUCCUCCUCGGCCAUGGCACGUGUAUGGAAAGAGGAGAAAACAUCUUGGCUUGUGUUGGCUUUUACCGGUGGAUAUCUAGGCCACGCUUGUAUAAACUAUCGAAAGAGAAAAGCGAACUCGAAGGAAGUAGAUAGAAUGCUCCAAGAGUAUUACAAGCGUGCAGAUGCGUCGUCUAAGAGACGUCGCCGAUAUUUCCAGUUCGACGAUGAUGCUUAA